Molecule: messenger RNA, 1919 nt
Organism: Coccinella septempunctata (seven-spotted ladybird)
Lineage: Eukaryota; Metazoa; Arthropoda; Insecta; Coleoptera; Coccinellidae
Gene: CCT7
Product: T-complex protein 1 subunit eta
Exons: 5
Coding region: 157-1779 (540 amino acids)
Biological process (GO): protein folding
Cellular component (GO): chaperonin-containing T-complex
Molecular function (GO): ATP binding; ATP hydrolysis activity; ATP-dependent protein folding chaperone
Source: RefSeq, a predicted model, not a curated record
AAGCUUCACUUUUUAUGGCUAGAGAGCGCUGCUGCGCUGCAUAAAUUUCAGAAAUUCAUUCUUUCUUGAAAUUGAAAAUAAAUUUUGUGAAUAUUUCCAGGAAAACUUCAGCUUUGUCAUUUUUAGGAUCGACUUUUCAUAUUUUCAACUAUCAAGAUGAUGCAACCACAAAUUGUUCUUCUAAGAGAAGGAACAGAUUCAUCACAAGGCAAACCUCAACUAAUUUCAAAUAUAAAUGCCUGCCAAUCCAUAGUUGAUGCAGUUAGAACCACCCUUGGUCCUAGGGGUAUGGAUAAAUUGAUCAUUGAUGCACAUGCUAAAGCUACUAUAUCCAAUGACGGCGCAACUAUUUUGAAACUAUUAGAUAUUGUUCAUCCCGCCGCUAAAACAUUGGUGGAUAUUGCCAAAUCACAGGAUGCUGAAGUAGGCGAUGGAACAACUAGCGUUGUUUUAUUAGCUGGUGAAUUUUUGAAACAAAUUAAACCUUUCGUGGAAGAGGGUGUACACCCUAGAAUUAUAAUCAAAGCUAUGAGGAGAUCUUUACAACUGUGUCUGACGAGAAUUAAUGAAUUAGCAGUUAAAAUAAAUAAGCAAAAUGCAGAUGAAUUCCGUUCGUUAUUGGAGAAAUGUGCUGCUACAGCAAUGAGCUCCAAGUUGAUAAACCAGCAGAGGAAAUUCUUCUCAAAAAUGGUAGUUGAUGCUGUACUGAUCCUAGAUGAACUAUUGCCUCUUAACAUGAUUGGGAUAAAGAAGGUUCAAGGAGGAGGCUUAGAAGAAUCAUUGUUGGUUGCCGGAGUAGCUUUCAAAAAAACAUUCUCAUAUGCCGGUUUUGAGAUGCAGCCAAAGACAUACAAAAACUGUAAAAUCGCUCUCCUGCACAUCGAGUUGGAGUUGAAAGCCGAAAGAGACAAUGCAGAAGUUCGCGUUGAUAAUGUUAAGGAAUACCAAAAAAUCGUAGAUGCCGAAUGGAACAUACUCUAUCAGAAACUCCAAAAAAUUCACGAUUCCGGGGCUAAUGUUGUUCUUUCUAAUUUGCCAAUUGGAGAUGUAGCCACUCAAUUCUUUGCAGACAGAGACAUGUUCUGUGCCGGUCGUGUACCCGAUGAAGAUCUGAAGAGAACCCUCAAAGCAUGUGGGGGUGCUGUUUUGACCACGGUUCACGAUCUGACCGAUGCCGUUCUUGGAAAAUGCGACCUUUUUGAAGAACGCCAAAUUGGUGGGGAACGUUUCAACUUCUUCCAGGGUUGUCCCAACGCCAAAACCAGCACCAUCAUUCUGAGGGGAGGUAGCGAGCAAUUUUUGGAAGAGACCGAAAGAUCUCUGCACGACGCCAUCAUGAUCGUGAGACGAACCAUCCAAAAUGAUGCUGUCGUAGCUGGUGGGGGGGCUAUAGAGAUGGAAUUGUCGAAGAUGCUGAGAGAUCAUUCGAAGAACAUCUUGGGCAAAGAGCAACUCUUAAUCGGAGCUAUAGCUAAAGCCCUAGAGAUCAUUCCGAGACAACUGUGCGACAACGCAGGUUUCGAUGCAACGAAUAUUCUGAACAAACUGCGUCAGAAACAUGCACAAGGAAGUUGCUGGUAUGGAGUUGAUGUUAGUAAAGAUGACAUCAAUGAUAACUUCGAAACUUGCGUAUGGGAACCAGCAAUCGUUAAAGUGAACGCUCUGACUGCAGCAACUGAAGCCGCUUGUCUUAUUUUGUCGGUAGAUGAAACGAUCAAAAACAAGAAAUCUGAGGCGCCGCCGGCACCGCAAGGCAGAGGUUUUGGACGCCCUAUGUAAUAGUACAUAAUUUAUAAAAAUUUUAAAAUUAAUUUCCACUGACUUUUGCACCGUUUUUCAGCAUAAAAUGGAAGUAUUCUGCUAGUUUUAUUUAACAUUUUUUAACUUUUUUGUUCUUGAAUAAAUAAUGGUAAAUAUUA